AUGAGUCGAAUAACCUACUUGGACGGGAUUGCCAUUGGUCAACUCAUCUUCUACUCUCCAGCACUUUUGACGUCCAUCUACAUAUGCUUCAAGCACGGAUUCGCCAAAGCCUCGGGAUGGAUCUUCUUGGUCCUGUUCAGCAGUGUACGACUUGCGGGCGCAGGUGCUCGAGUUUAUCUUAUACAUAACCCCAGCUCGAGCGAUGCUGAGACGGCCGCCUUGAUCUGUUCGAUCCUAGGCCUAUCGCCCUUGCUGCUGGCAUGGCUCGGUCUCCUCUCCAGAAUUCUCUACUCCAUACUCGAUCAGCCUUGGCGUACAAUUGUUUCGAUUGUACUUGUGAGAGCUAUCCAGAUUCCAACGACCGUUGGCCUUAUACUUUGCAUCGUGGGUGCGACGAGUGUCGACACGCCUACGCAAGUGUAUACCGAAAGCACAGUCCGUAUCGGAAUCGUACUCUUCACUGUAGUCUUCGCACUACUGCUGAUAUUCAAUGUGAUGGCGGCCGUCCUGGCCCGCUCCACGAUGCGCGGCGAGAAAGUGCUCCUCGUCGCUGUUAACCUAGCAGCACCGCUGAUGCUCGUCCGCCUGGUUUACCCUCUGCUCGCGGCAUUCAGUCACAUCAACCUCUUCCAGAUCGGGAACGAAUCAACUUCGGCGGUUACAACAUCGUUGUUCAUGGAAGUGGUGGAAGAAUUCGGUGUUGUUAUUAUCUACCUUGUUGCGGGCAUAUUACAACCGGCCUUUCCAAAAGAUGGAUCCCAGGAAGAAGGGCUUGCGCAGAGAUACAAUCGUGCAGAUCUGCCAGGACGCCUCGAGAAGCUUUCUUUCCUAGCUACAUUGUUCACGACAGGGAGUGAACUGAAGGCCAGGCGUGGUUAUGGCCGUGGGGUCGAACUUCAAAGUCGUACCUCAGGUGAGCGCGAGUUGCGAAAACAUGGUCUCCGAGGUCAAGUUUGA
This is a messenger RNA of Zasmidium cellare ATCC 36951, 957 nucleotides long. RefSeq lists its product as uncharacterized. The record is from RefSeq and is a predicted model, not a curated record. NCBI's taxonomy places the organism in Eukaryota, Fungi, Ascomycota, Dothideomycetes, Mycosphaerellales, Mycosphaerellaceae. The transcript has 2 exons. Bases 1 to 957 code for a protein of 318 amino acids.